This is a messenger RNA of Aphanomyces invadans, 1622 nucleotides long. RefSeq lists its product as hypothetical. Gene Ontology annotation, biological process: protein deubiquitination. Gene Ontology annotation, molecular function: cysteine-type deubiquitinase activity. The coding region runs from base 175 to 1383 and encodes 402 amino acids. Lineage: Eukaryota; Oomycota; Saprolegniomycetes; Saprolegniales; Verrucalvaceae. The transcript has 2 exons. The record is from RefSeq and is a predicted model, not a curated record.
GCGUACUUUAUCUAUGGCACUCGAGACCGGCAACGAGGCAAAUUUGUGUUGGAGCUGAUACUUGCCAUACAGGACACCAGGGAGAGAGCGUUCGCAAAAGUUAAGCCGCUGUUUACCGUUUUUGCGCGUUCGCUCGAGAGCCCUGUUGUUAAAAUCGAGCCCGACGGUGCUACCAUGGACGAAGUCACUCAAGAGUCACCGAAACCUUGCCUCACGCCGCUUGCAUCUCUCAAGACGUUUGAUGUGGACAAAGACCCCACCGACGCGGGGCUGGCGAACCAGUCCAAUUUUUGCUUCCUGAAUGCGACACUGCACUGCAUAUUUCGCUCUCCACAGUUCCUCACAUCUCUGUACCGAACAAUUCGACGUCGAGAAGGCCUGGGAGACAUUUCCCCAAUCGAGGUUGCCAAGGCAAAAUGCUGCUCCGCUCUCCUGGAAACUGGCCUGACUAUGAAGGAUGAUGCAACUAGAGCUAGCAGCAACUGUGUAGAUGUUGUAGAAUUGGGUCUCACAGCUGCAAUGCGGUCGUGCUCACCGUCCUUGAUCGCCCAGACUCCGUUCCGACAGGUCCAGCAAGACGCUGAAGAGUGCCUCUCCUUCUUCUUCGACAUCCUCGACGACGAAGCCACGAACAAUGCUCCCCCGUCGGAGUCCUUGCUGGCAACCCAGCUCUUGCAAGCCAUUCAUUCAGCCUCGAGCACAGACCCCGCCACGUACGCACAUCUAGUGGAACGGCUGGCCAAGCUCAAGUGGGCAGACUACACAUCCCGACAUCCGUCGUUCGUUGCUCGCCAGUUUGGGGCCCAGGUCGUUCGAGGCUCGAGCUGUCAAAAUUGUCGUCGGCUGACGUGCCACAUGCAGGAAACCAGCGUGCUCUCGGUGGCAUUGCAUUCGUCGACGCUCCCCAUGUCAUUAGAAAGCUGCUUGGACCAGUUUAAAUCGAUCGAAGCCAUGGUGAACGACAAUCAAGUGUGGUGCGGCUACUGCCAGUCCAAAACCGACCAAUCGAUCCAAACCUUGCUGGUGCACACCCCGCCGUGCAUCGUUCUGCAGCUCAAGCGAUUCACGUGCGACGGCGCGAUCUCGAAAAACUCUGCGGGCGUGUAUUUUCCCGUCCACCGACUCAACUUGUCCCGGGCGUGCUUUGCCCGAAGCGAUGUCACGUCGUCCAACUACCGCCUCUAUGCAGUGUGUGCCCACAUCGGGGACAGUUUGCACCGCGGGCACUACAUCGCAUACUGCCGACUGCGGCAGACCCACACAACAUCACACUGGCUCAAGUACGAUGACGAAGCCGUCACAAGUCUGGACGAGUCCACCAUGCUGCACGAAACGCUGCGCACGGCCUACCUGUUGUUUUACGAACGAUACGACAUUGCGUGAAGGUCAAGAACAUAUUUAUUGCCAACUACUUGGGGUGACCACACAAGUCGGCAAGGGACCAGACGCAAGUGCUGGCGUGCAUUGCGUGGCGCCCACUUAAUUCCACAACGCUGCCGACAACGAGAUGUCUGUACUCCAUCCACGUCGCGCAAACAUGCCAAUGCACACUCGUAUAUCUUGGCCGUAUAUGCCUCUUUUCUCGAAGUGAAAUAUUUCGACUUUAUGAAGGAUAUUCCAAA